Molecule: messenger RNA, 2479 nt
Organism: Hippopotamus amphibius kiboko
Lineage: Eukaryota; Metazoa; Chordata; Mammalia; Artiodactyla; Hippopotamidae
Gene: TOM1
Product: target of myb1 membrane trafficking protein
Exons: 16
Coding region: 178-1710 (510 amino acids)
Biological process (GO): signal transduction
Cellular component (GO): membrane; endosome
Molecular function (GO): clathrin binding; phosphatidylinositol binding; ubiquitin binding
Source: RefSeq, a predicted model, not a curated record
GCGUCGACCCUCCACGUCAGGGGCGGGGCCCACGGCCGAGCUCCAGCGUCCCUCCGCCCCGCCCCAGCAGCGCCUCCUCGAGGACCGUCCGGCGGGUCACGUGACGGGUCCGCGGUGCUGGCGGUUGCUGUCAGCUGAUUCCCCGGCUCGGUGGCGGUGGCAGCGGCAGCCGUGGCGAUGGACUUUCUCCUGGGGAACCCGUUCAGCUCUCCGGUGGGACAGCGCAUCGAGAAAGCUACAGAUGGCUCCCUGCAGAGCGAGGACUGGGCGCUCAACAUGGAGAUCUGCGACAUCAUCAACGAGACGGAGGAAGGUCCCAAAGAUGCCUUCCGAGCAGUGAAGAAGAGAAUCGUGGGGAAUAAGAACUUCCACGAGGUGAUGUUGGCUCUCACGGUCUUGGAAACCUGCGUCAAGAACUGCGGCCACCGCUUCCACGUGCUGGUAGCCAGCCAGGACUUCGUGGAGGGCGUGCUGGUGAGGACCAUCCUGCCCAAGAACAACCCGCCCACCAUUGUGCACGACAAGGUGCUCACCCUCAUCCAGUCCUGGGCUGACGCGUUCCGCAGCUCGCCCGACUUGACAGGCGUGGUCGCCGUGUAUGAGGACCUGCGGAGGAAGGGCCUGGAGUUCCCCAUGACUGACCUGGACAUGCUGUCACCCAUCCACACGCCCCAGAGGACCGUGUUCAACUCAGAGACGCUGUCAGGACAGAAUUCCGUGGUUACUGACGCCAGUCAUCAAGGGGACUCCGGCCAGCACACCACCCCUCUGCCCACCUCAGCCCUCCUCCCCAGCGACACACCCAUCACACCGACCCCUGAGCAGAUUGGGAAGCUGCGCAGCGAGCUAGAGAUGGUGAGCGGGAACGUGAGGGUGAUGUCGGAGAUGCUGACGGAGCUGGUCCCCACCCAGGUGGAGCCGGCGGACCUGGAGCUGCUACAGGAGCUCAACCGGACGUGCCGGGCCAUGCAGCAGCGGGUCCUGGAGCUCAUCCCCCGCGUCGCCAACGAGCAGCUGACCGAGGAGCUGCUCAUCGUCAACGACCACCUCAACAACGUCUUCCUGCGCCACGAACGGUUUGAACGCUUCCGAACAGGCCAGGCCACCAAGGCCCCAAGCGAGGCCGAGGCGGCCGCUGACCUGAUCGACAUGGGCCCUGACCCCGCAGCCACCAGCAGCCUCUCGUCCCAGCUGGCAGAAAUAAACCUGGGCUCCAGCAGCGUGAGGGCUGGCCUGCAGUCUCUGGAGGCCUCUGGGCGCCUGGAAGACGAGUUUGACAUGUUUGCGCUGACGCGGGGCAGCUCGCUGGCUGACCAACGCAAAGAGGUAAAAUACGAAGCCCCUCAAGCCACAGAUGGCCUGGCUGGAGCCCUGGACGCCCGGCAACAGAGCACCGGAGCGAUGGGAGGCGGCAGUGAGAAGAGCCUCAGUGACUGGAUGGUGAGACAAGGCAUGAUCCCCGUCACCCAGGCCUGCCUCAUGGAGGACAUCGAGCAGUGGCUGUCCACAGACGUGGGGAAUGAUGUGGAGGAGCCCAAGGGCGUCACCAGUGAAGAAUUUGACAAGUUCUUGGAAGAACGAGCCAAAGUGGCCGAUCGUUUGCCCAACCUCUCUAGCCCCUCAGCCAAGGGGCCCCCGGGGCCCCCGCCAGGCACUGCCCCUCGGAAGAAGACCCAGGAGAAAGACGACGACAUGCUGUUUGCCUUAUGAGAGUGGGGCCUGGCGCCCUGCAGCCCGACCCCUGCUGCUCCCAUGCCCCAGGUGUGGCGGGGGCCUGUCCCUGCUCUGGUGUUAAGGCUGCUUUGGGGGUGGCUUGAUGUGUACGCCCUUCUCUCCCUCUUGAGGUUGGGGCUGUGCCGCCUCAGGGUGUGGGAGGCAGCCGGAUGAAUAGGGGGACGGGUCAGCUCUACUUUGGGAUCCUGGACGCUCCUGCCUCUCCUCCCACCCCAACCGACCACUGCGAUUUUGCUGAGAACCAGGAGGCCCUGUGACAGACAGGCUGGCUGCGUGGUUGCCCCAGCGUGACUGCCCUUGCCCGGGUGAUCCCCUCCCGGGACCGACCCCCAGAGGAGCCCUCUUCGGAGCCCACACUGCCGGUCAAGGCCUGGCCGGAGGCUGGAGACGGCCGAAGUUUCUGUCGCGGCCUCAGGUCCGUUCCCCAGCCCCUGCCUUGGAACCCGAAGGCUUCGGCCAGCUGUUGAGGGCAGGGUGUGUGGCCCUCUGCUGAGCACACACUGUCCAGAUAUGAAGCUGCACAUGGUGUGGGAGGCCUCGCCAGCCCCAGGCCGCAAAGGGAGGCUUCUGGGGAUGCCUGGGGCACCCGCGGCCCCCCAUGACCUCCACUGCCUUGCCCUGCAUCCUUCCUCUUCCUCCUGCGUAGGGCUCCACCGGGCACUGGGCACCUGCACCUGUUGGUUGAUCCUCUUGUACUGGGAGAGGUGCCUUUUGUAUCUGCAAUUAAAGGUAGAAGAGCACCCUG